GAUCAAUCAACAUUCUCAAAGUCACAAUCUUUGAACUAAAAUAAACACUAUGGAACUAGCAUUAACAUCAACAGAUCAUCAUCUUCAGUUGAGCAAUAAUCCAUCGCCUUCGGAGGCACAUCCAGACAGUAUGGACUUUCUAUCUCGAGAAUGGUGUAAUUUUGCGGUUCAAUCGCUUCAGCCUGACCAUUACGACCGUUCCAUUGUCCCCGUAGAGACAUCGAUCGCCAAGUUUCAAGGCGACUCAAGUCCUGUUUCUUGUUCUAAGAUGGAUAAGAGUCUGAAGAUGGACGAUCCAGAUUUUAAGCCCUCGAUGCCUUCAUGGAAAACAAAUGAUGUCAAGUCAUGGAUAUGGAUGCAACAAGCAAUGCACCCGGAACUGAGCUACGAAGGCUUCUUCCGCAAGAAACUUAAACUUCCAUGGAAGAUUACGCCGUCGAUAAAGAAAUGGUGGAAAGAGAUUAAAGCGAAACGAAAGGAAGAAGUGAGGCUACAGAGAGCUGAAGUCCACGCCGCCGUUUCGUUAGCCGGUCUGGCCGCCGCUCUUGCCGCCGUAGCUUCCGAGAAAGCUGAAAAGGACGGUGGUAAUAAUCGACCAAACACGAAAGAGGCAGCCGUGGCGUCUGCGGCCGCUGUGGUGGCAGCGCAGUGUGCUCAGAUGGCAGAGACAAUGGGAGCAAACAGAGACCAGCUCAGUACAAUGAUUGGUUCGGCCAUGACUGGGACAAGUGUCAGUGAGAUACUCGCUCUCACUGCCUCAGCUACAACUUCUUUGAAAGGUGCUGCGACGCUAAAAGCAAGAAGAAGUUGCAAUAUCAAUAGAUUGAGCGGCUCUGCGCCUGUGUUACCUAUUGAAGAAUCUUCUGAGUUGCCUCCUGAAUUUGACAAGAACAGAUACCUUCUUUCUCAAGGAACCGAUCUCUUUGUUGAGACACCAGAUGGGGAUUUCAAAGCUAGGACAGUGUCUAUAGUCUUAAAAAAGGAAGGGAAGGUGAUUCUUAAAAUGAAGAAACAUAACUUACUCAGGACUAAGAAAGAAUGUGUUGUGACAAAUGUUCAUGUGGAACUUUAUAAAGACUCGGAGAGCGAAGACAACAACAUAGAAGACACUUGUUAUCUCAUUGUCCUGAAGACGAACAGAGGAGCUAUGAAACUAGACAUGGCUGAUGAUUACGGUCGUUACAAGACAUGGAUCACAACGAUCCAACACAUGCUCACUCUCUCCUCUUCUUCCUUCCGUACAAAAUACGAUCUCACUUUCUACAACAAAAACUGAAUUGUUUUUUCACACUUGUUCUUCAAUUUCUAUAUUUAAUUUGCAUAUUAUUUUGCCUCCUCCUUUGUUGUUAUAAUAUAAUGAAUAAGAACUUGAGAACUUACUAACA
Molecule: messenger RNA, 1385 nt
Organism: Brassica rapa (field mustard)
Lineage: Eukaryota; Viridiplantae; Streptophyta; Magnoliopsida; Brassicales; Brassicaceae
Product: VAN3-binding protein
Source: RefSeq, a predicted model, not a curated record